CACGCCCCGCGCUCCACGGCGCCCUCGCCCCGCGCGCCUCCCGUGCCCGCCUCCUGCCAGCCUCCGGGCCGCGGUCGUCUGCAGAGCGAGCGCCCAGACGGAGCCCCCGGGCAACUUGAGUGGCACCAAUCGGCGGCGGAGCCCCCGACAGAGCCCCCCGACCCGGCGGCGCGCAGAGAGGACCCGCGUCCGCCCGCCCCGCGUCGCCCCAGACCCUAAGCAGCGCCGCCCCAUCGGCGCGGAGCUCCGGCUGGAGGCAAGAGCCGCGCGCCGGGAGACACGCACCGUGCGCGGCAACGCCGCCAGCCUCUCUCCUCGCCGCCCCGGAGGGCGAAGCCGCUGCUCCCCUGCCCCUCGCUGCGCGGCGACAGCGCGGGAACGCGCCCCGCCUCGCCGCCGCCUUCGCUGUGUCGCACGCGGAGGGGGCCGCGAGCCCCGCGCCGGGUCCGGAGGAUGUGCGCCCCCGCGGGCCGCCCCGCCUGAGCCAUGCGCCCCAACGGCGGCGGCGCGCCGGCCGGCAUGGAGCCCCGCGCAGCCGCGCUCUGACUCGCUGUGCGCCCCGCGGCCGGCGGGCGGCGGGAGGCGGCGGACAGAGAGCCGGAGACCGGCGCCGCGGGACGGAAGCGAGCGGGCGCGGGCGCCGCGCAGAUGGCCCGGGCGAGCCUGGUCUGAGGCCCCGCUCGCCGAAACGUGACCAUGUGGAUUCAACAGCUUUUAGGACUCAGCUCCAUGUCCAUCCGCUGGCCGGGCCGCCCCCUCGGAAGCCAUGCCUGGAUACUGAUAGCCAUGUUUCAGCUCGCCGUGGACCUGCCCGCCUGCGAGGCCCUGGGCCCGGGCCCCGAGUUUUGGCUCCUGCCACGGUCGCCGCCCCGGCCGCCCCGGCUGUGGAGUUUUAGGAGUGGACAGCCAGCGCGGGUCCCGGCCCCUGUGUGGAGCCCCCGGCCGCCCCGCGUGGAGCGGACCCACGGACAGAUGCAGGUGUCCCGAGCCAGACGGGCUCACAGGCCUCGGGACCAGGCGACCGCCCUUGUGCCCAAGGCAGGACUGGCCAAACCCCCAGCUGCGGCCAAAUCCAGCCCUUCCCUUGCCUCGUCGUCCUCGUCCUCGUCGUCCGCGGUGGCCGGGGGGGCCCCGGAGCAGCAGGCUCUCCUGAGGCGGGGGAAGAGGCACCUGCAGGAGGACGGUCUUGGCAGCUUCGACUCCAGAGGCAGCCGGCCCACCACAGAGACUGAGUUCAUCGCCUGGGGGCCCACGGGGGACGAGGAGGGCCUGGAGUCCAACACACUUCCGGCCAUCUAUGGCCCCACCACGGUCUCCAUCCUACAGACGCGGAAGACAACGGUGGCCGCCACCACUGCCACCACCACGGCCACCCCCAUGACGCUGCAGACUAAGGGAUUCACCGAGUCCCUGGAUCCCCGGAGAAGGAUCCCAGGUGGGCUUAGCACAACAGAGCCUUCCACCAGUCCCAGCAACAGUGGGGAAGCCACCCAGCCCCCAAGGAUUCUGGGGGAGGCCUCAGGUCUGGCUGUCCAUCAGAUCAUCACCAUCACCGUCUCCCUCAUCAUGGUCAUAGCUGCUCUCAUCACAACUCUUGUCUUAAAAAAUUGCUGUGCCCAAAGCGGGAACACUCGUAGGAACAGCCACCAGCGGAAGACCGACCAGCAGGAAGAGAGCUGCCAGAACCUGACAGACUUCACCUCGGCCCGGGUGCCCAGCAGCCUGGACAUAUUCACAGCCUAUAACGAGACCCUGCAGUGUUCACACGAGUGCGUCCGGGCGUCUGUGCCCGUCUACACUGACGAGACGCUGCACUCGACGGCGGGGGAGUACAAAUCCACAUUUAAUGGAAACCGACCCUCCUCUUCUGAUCGGCAUCUUAUUCCUGUGGCCUUCGUGUCUGAGAAAUGGUUUGAAAUCUCCUGCUGACUGGCCGAAGUCUUUUUUACCUCCUGGGGGCAGGGCGGACGCCAUGUGACUGUUUCAUGGAUUCCGUUGGUGAACCUGUAAAAACAAAACAAACAAAACAAAACAAAAAAAGACAAAACCUAAAACUAAGCUUUCUAAGGCGGAGGGUCCCCGCACCUACCACUUCUGUUUGCCGGUGGGAAACUCACAGAGCAGGACGCUCUAGGCCAAAUCUAUUUUUGUAAAAGUGCUCAUGCCUAUGGGUGACUGCCUUCUCCCAGAGUUUUCUUUGGAGAACAGAAAGAAGCAAUGCAGGAAAGGAACCGGAGGCAGAGAGACGAGGACACCCAGCAAAAGGGCCGGGAGGAAGCAUCCGAAGCCUAGGAUUGGUCCUACGAUUCUGAACCUGUGCCAAUUAUACCAUUAUGUGCCAUGUACUGACCCGAAAGCCUCAGCCGAAGAGCCGGGGCCCAGCGAAUCACGCGGAGAAAUCUUACAGAAAACAGGGGUGGGAAUCUCUUCCGACAGAGUCGCUAUUUCUGGUUAAUAUACAUAUAUAAAUAUAUAAAUACAGACACACAACACACACUUUUUUUGUACUGUAGCAAUUUUUGAAGAUCUUAAAUGUUCUUUUUAAAAAAAUUGUGUUAUAGGUUACAAAAUCUGAUUUAUUUAACAUGCUUAGUAUGAACAGAAUAAACCAGUGUUUUCUACUUUGACAGCUCACGUCACACACAUAUUACAAACACGUGUGCACACACACAGUACACACACAUGCAUAUAUUCACAUCUAUUGGAAAUGCAGUUCCACAGGUGAGCAUAUUCUUUCUGGUGACCUGGUAUUCCAUCACCGUUCACCCAGGGAGGGGACAGCGUUGACCCAGACGAGGAGGCGCUUAGAUGACACCUCCUGCCUUUGCUAGACAUCCGGUGAGUGGCAUCAAAUGUGUGACUUACGAUCUUGGGCUAGAACGAAGAAUGCCAUGGUUUUAUAUAUGUAUAUAUAUAUAUGUUUGUGUAUAUAUAUAUAUAUACAUAUGCGUAAAUAUGAUUUUUUUCAUUUAAAUGUUGGAAGAUGCUACCUAACAGCCACGCGCACACUGACGUGGCUGGUUGCUUACAAACGGGCCUGAGGCUCGGGCUGGGUGGGUGGUGGAUUCUUGGAUGUGUGUGUCAAGCAUAGACUGGAUUAAAGACCUUUUCCAGUUCCAAAAAUUAAAGGAGUAUAUCCUUA
Messenger RNA from Cebus imitator (Panamanian white-faced capuchin), 3142 nucleotides. It is a transcript of the gene AJAP1, whose product is annotated as adherens junctions associated protein 1. The transcript has 6 exons. Gene Ontology annotation, molecular function: beta-catenin binding. The record is from RefSeq and is a predicted model, not a curated record. Gene Ontology annotation, cellular component: adherens junction; cell-cell contact zone; cytoplasmic side of plasma membrane. NCBI's taxonomy places the organism in Eukaryota, Metazoa, Chordata, Mammalia, Primates, Cebidae. The coding region runs from base 697 to 1929 and encodes 410 amino acids.